GGGCCGGGAGCGGGGGCGGUGCGGGGGGAGGCCGCGCCUGCACAGGGGCCGUCCCCCCGUACGCGCCGACCGCCGCUUGGCCCCGCCGCUCUUCCGCGUUGAAGCCAUGGCACUGAAACAGGUUUCCAGCAACAGGUGCUUUGAGGGCUUCCAGAAGGUGUUUGAACAUGACAGUGCAGAACUAAAAUGCAAAAUGAAAUUUGGAAUCUACUUGCCUCCAAAAGCAGAAACUGGAAAGUGUCCUGUGCUGUAUUGGCUCUCUGGGUUAACUUGUACAGAACAGAAUUUUAUAACGAAAGCUGGUUUUCAGCAAGCUGCAGCUGAACAUGGCCUUAUUGUAGUCGCACCAGACACAAGCCCACGUGGCUGCAAUAUUGAAGGAGAAGAUGAAAGCUGGGAUUUUGGCACUGGUGCUGGUUUUUAUGUGGAUGCCACUGAAGAGCCUUGGAAAACAAAUUAUAGGAUGUAUUCCUACAUAAAGGAUGAGCUGCCUAAACUAAUAAAUGCCAAUUUUCCAACUGACCCUGAACGGAUGUCUAUUUUUGGGCAUUCCAUGGGAGGACAUGGAGCUCUUAUUCUUGCUCUGAAGAAUCCUGGAAAGUACAAAUCUGUAUCAGCAUUUGCUCCUAUCUGCAACCCGAUUCAGUGUCAGUGGGGGAAGAAAGCCCUUGGUGGAUAUCUGGGAUCAGACGUAAGCAAAUGGGAGGCAUAUGAUGCUACACAACUAGUGAAGUCCUAUGCAGGCUCUCCCCUGGACAUCUUGAUCGAUCAAGGCAAAGAUGACCAGUUCCUAUCAGCGGGCCAGUUACUGCCUGAUAACUUCAUCGCUGCCUGCACAGAGCAGAAAGUCCCAGUAGUCUUUAGACUGCAGCAGGGUUACGAUCACAGCUAUUUUUUCAUUGCUACAUUUAUUAAUGACCACAUCAAACAUCACGCAAAAUACCUUAAUGCUUGAACCCUUUGGAUGUGAGCAUCAUCUGACCAUUAUAAAUCAAGGGAUAGAGGUGAACUAAACAAAAAUAAUUUGCUGGAGUAGUGUCUGUAAAAUGGAGCUCCUCUGAUUGUACUGCUAAGGAAAAUAAAAACCCCACUUAAUUUGC
Messenger RNA from Strigops habroptila (Kakapo), 1100 nucleotides. It is a transcript of the gene ESD, whose product is annotated as esterase D. The transcript has 9 exons. Gene Ontology annotation, molecular function: S-formylglutathione hydrolase activity. Gene Ontology annotation, biological process: formaldehyde catabolic process. Bases 107 to 955 code for a protein of 282 amino acids. Gene Ontology annotation, cellular component: cytosol. The record is from RefSeq and is a predicted model, not a curated record. Lineage: Eukaryota; Metazoa; Chordata; Aves; Psittaciformes; Psittacidae.